CACGGCAUCUUAUCAGAUCCUCAGCCAGUCCUGCCAUUGACUGGUCUGUUCCUUGGUUGGCUCACUUGGUUGGCACCUCGGUUCUUUGUGCAACAUCAAUCCCUUUUCAAUCAGCGACGGCAGCACUGCGAUGACAGUCGUCGCCUCUGCCGCUCCCAUGGCCGGUCAGAUGACCUCGGUGAUCAUGUCCAUUGAACAACAACAUCUCCAAUCUGAUAUGGACCUGUCAGCCCUACAGCAGGCAUCGUCAUCAUCAACCACGGCAGCCACCUUUGCUAAGCGGGAUUCCCCGAGUGCCGUCUCGACCCCUGCCUCUUCGGCCCCCUCUCCAGCCUCAAGCUGUGGUGGCUCCACUCCGGCAUCAUCGACUUCCAACACUGCAACCACCACCACCAACCUCACUGGCGUGCCUCCCAUUGCGCCUCGUCCCAGUGUCGCACCCAGGCCUGCCCCCAUUAGAGCCGCUUCCGUAUCUAGCCAAGGUGCCAUGUCACCCGUCGACUGCCCUACUCCUGGGGGAGGCCCCUUGAGCAUGACCAGCAAGGAAUGGGUCAUCCCUCCCCGACCAAAGCCUGGACGUAAGCCUGCCACCGAUACCCCGCCUACUAAGCGCAAGGCCCAGAACCGCGCUGCCCAGAGAGCUUUCCGCGAGCGCAGGGCCGCCCGCGUCGGCGAGUUGGAGGACCAGCUGGAAGAGCAAAAGGAGGAACACGAUCGCGUUGUGAGGGAGCUCCAGGGUCGCAUCAGCCAUUUCGAAGUCGAAGUCCAGACCCUGCAGUCACGAUGCCACUGGCUGGAGGAUAUGUUGGAGAAGGAGAAGCAGGCCCGCAAUGCGCUGAGGAAUUCUUGGGACAACAUGUCGCCGCAGUCCAUCCUACCACAACAGUCCAAUGGUUAUACUCUACAGCAACAACAGCAGCCUUCGCAACAACCUCAGCUGGCAACCAAGGUGGACUCCGUUCCUAUUGCAGAGCCACGACCAACCGCUCAGCCCUUCUCCAUCUCUCAGAUCAUCUCGCCACCCGAGGAGGUCCCUCAGUCUCCGUUAGACGUCACCUGUGGUAGUUGCCAGAGCAGUGGCCCAUGUGCCUGCGCCGAAGAGCUCCUCCAAAGUUCCAAUGUCCUGAUGGGCUGCGGCGGAUGCACUCCCGAAGGAAGAUGCGCCUGUCUGGAGGAGUCCAUCCGGGUCCUUGCGGCUGCCGACCUCAAGAGGCCACUACCUCCCAGCUCGCCCUCGUUGGGUCCGGAUGAGAAGAGGCAGCGCUCUGAUGCUGGCGUUGAGGACGUCCAGUUGGAGACAGACUUUACUGCCUUGUUCUCGUCCAAGAAGCCUGAGACAACGAUAGAGUCAAUUACUCCCCUUCCAGCCCCUGUCCAGCAGCAGUCCCAGCAACAGUCCCAGCCCAUGACUUCCGUCGAAAUGCACGAGUCGUGCGGGUUCUGCAAGGACGGGACCUACUGCGUGUGCGCGGAAUCCAUGGCCCUCUCAGCUGCCUCUAUGACCGUGGCCUCGGUGGUUCAACAAGUCCAGAUGCAUACUCCGCCGCCAUCUGAGAACGAUGUCGUUCCCAUGCCUAUGGAAGUCACGGCUACUGGUGCUGUCAAGCUACCUAGCUUUGGUUCUCUGAACCGCGCAAGCAACUCUGAUCAGCCUAAGCCCCCAGUCAAGACCGGUGGCUGUGGUCCUGGUGGUCCUGGUACUUGUGCCCAGUGUCUAGCUGAUCCCAAGUCCGGUCUCUUCUGCCGCUCCCUUGCAGCCAACUUUGAGCGCAACAGGCAACAGACCGACAGCAGCAGUAGCGCUGCUCCCCCGUCCGGAUGCUGUGGCGGCGGCGGUCCUGGCGGCGGAUGCUGCAAGACCGAGAAGUCCGACGACGACGACGUCGUCCCCAUCAACCUCAACCGCCACAAGACCACCAAUCAACUGCCUGCUCCCACACCAUUCAACCCGUCUUCUUCCUCCAACAAUGUCGCUGCCAGUAACUCCGCCCUCUCCAUCUCCUGCGCCGACGCUUACAAGACCAUCGCCUCCCAUCGGCACUUCGAGGAAGCAGCUGAUGACAUUGGCUCGUGGCUGCCCAAGCUUAGAGCAGUGCCUGCCAACCCACCGCCUAAUAGAGGCAGUGUAAGCAUGCGGCAAUCGUCGACAGGCAAAGCGUGGGCGCCGAUUGAAGUAGAGGCCGCAAGUAUCAUGGCUGUGUUGAAGGGUUUCGAUGUGAGGUUCGGCAGAGGAGAGUGAGAUGAGCCGUUGCUAGCCUGUUAGAGUGUUUGCAUAUGUGUGAUACUCUGGGUUGGGCGACGAGCAGUGCCGAGGGCGUCUGGCCGCUACGGGGAUCUGUCGGUAUUUUUGGGUUUGUUGGCCCGGUGCAUGCCGACUUGACA
Messenger RNA from Neurospora tetraspora, 2382 nucleotides. RefSeq lists its product as uncharacterized. The coding region runs from base 131 to 2239 and encodes 702 amino acids. Gene Ontology annotation, cellular component: RNA polymerase II transcription regulator complex; nucleus. Gene Ontology annotation, biological process: regulation of DNA-templated transcription. Lineage: Eukaryota; Fungi; Ascomycota; Sordariomycetes; Sordariales; Sordariaceae. The record is from RefSeq and is a predicted model, not a curated record. The transcript has a single exon. Gene Ontology annotation, molecular function: transcription cis-regulatory region binding; DNA-binding transcription activator activity, RNA polymerase II-specific.